Molecule: messenger RNA, 730 nt
Organism: Radiomyces spectabilis
Lineage: Eukaryota; Fungi; Mucoromycota; Mucoromycetes; Mucorales; Radiomycetaceae
Exons: 2
Coding region: 70-546 (158 amino acids)
Cellular component (GO): membrane
Source: RefSeq, a predicted model, not a curated record
UACCACCUUCAUAGUCUAUUUCUCUGUCAACCCACACUCUAACCACUUGUAAUCUGCUAUUCACUGAUCAUGGACAUUCAAUCCAAGAAUGGUUAUACCGUGAACUCGUUUGUUCGUGAAUCUCACGUUCGUCUUACCUGGAUUGCCUUCUUCACUCUGUGGGUUCUUUGGGGCCUGGUCUACUUCUUACGCCACGCUUUAUCGUGCUGCAAGGACAAAGGCACCGCGGCAGCUGAAGACGCCGAAGCCGGUGAAAGUAAAGCCAAGGAAUCAAAACAUCACAAAAUUGGGGACCGACUUGCUAAUGCACAUCGGGUGCUUUUCGAGAAUACUCUGCUUCUGUUGUCUGUUCUCGUGCUCAACACAUUGGGUGCUGGUUCGACGCGUGCUGUGCUUAUUCUGACUUGGAUUUACUUUGGUUUCACCGUUAUCCAUGCCUUUACUGAAAUUGGUGUCGAUCAUCAUUUCGUUCGUCUCUUCUUCAACCUGGUGUUCUACGGUAUUACCCUUGCUAUUGGUGGUCUUGCCUUUAGCCACGGAUGGUAGACCGUUAAGCCUAUGUUAAGUUACUUCCAUGCUAUAUUUUCAUGGAUAUCUGUACGAACAUUACUUUCUUAAUUUUUCUUUGCUCUGAAAAGGCGAUGUUCUUAAUCAUAAUCUAUUUGUCUCGGUCCACAUGGACUCCAAUUUCUUACAUAAAGUUUUUAAUGUUUACUAUUUUACUCGAAAC